Messenger RNA from Postia placenta MAD-698-R-SB12, 479 nucleotides. RefSeq lists its product as hypothetical. The annotation marks the transcript as partial. The transcript has a single exon. The record is from RefSeq and is a predicted model, not a curated record. Lineage: Eukaryota; Fungi; Basidiomycota; Agaricomycetes; Polyporales; Adustoporiaceae.
UCUGGAAUGAUAUCCUACGCUGGGCUGACCGGAACCGCACUCCGUGCUACAACGGCCUGCUGGCGGCACUGGAUCUGCACAAUCGCCCGCAGGCCCAACAGGAGUUAUUGCUAGUGGUCAAGCUCGAUUAUUCGCCGUGUGCACAGCAUUUCAAUGACAGAUUCCUCACGACGAAGGUCUUGGUCACGAGUUGGCAGAAAGUGAAGGAGACCAAGGUUGCGUGGAUAAGGCAACACCUCGCCAAGAUCGCUGCCAGCCGUGCGUGCCUGGAGGAAGAAGUUAUGUCGCUACCCCAAUUGGUCGUGUAUGGAGUCGGGGCGGUCGUGCUCAUCGCCGACUUCAGCGAUCAGACGGCGUGGGAAGGCAGCACGGUGAUCCUCGAGCUUCCGUAUCGGAUCCAAAAUCUCGACUUAUUGGCAAGACCUGUGUUCAGCCAGGCUGGCUGGCAACACGAACUGAUGGGAGAAUUAAACAAAUCG